Molecule: messenger RNA, 2811 nt
Organism: Aureobasidium vineae
Lineage: Eukaryota; Fungi; Ascomycota; Dothideomycetes; Dothideales; Saccotheciaceae
Source: the annotation of a GenBank genome assembly
AUGGCCGACAGAGCUGCCAUCGAGGCUCCCUUUACUCUGGCCUCUCUGCCCAAGCCCUUUGAUCCCACUGUUGGCACCACCUACGCCGCUCCUGUCUUUGGACUCCGCGGCCAAAAAUGGAGAAAGCGUCCUGAAAUUGUCGCAAGUGUCGACGGAGACAGCAUCACCAUCUACAAUGUAUUUGUUCACUCUAGCCGCCUUUUAAGCCUUGGGGCACUACUGACUCGCAUGUCUAGGNUGCGUAAUCCGCGCUUGGUAACAUCGUAUGCUCUUCCUCCUCAGACCCGUCUGCUAUGCGCCCCAUGCUCCAUCUACCGCAAGAUCACUGGUCGCAAAGCUGCUCAGAGAGUCACCUAUGCCGUGCUUGGUCACACCACUGGUAAGAAGACAGAGGUCAUCUGCUUCACCGAGGACACCAUCGCCGACUCGACCGACCUUUCUGCCGAUCAGCAAGUCAAGACAAGCUACCAGCUGCCCACUUCCACAAGCACUGUCUUCGCCAUCAACGCUCUUGCCUCGCACUCGGACAACGAAACUCUCGGUCUUGCCCUGGAUAUCGCUGUCACAUACUCGGACGGAAGUGUCGAGUGCAUUGCUGGCGACCUCCAGCAGAAGAGAUGGGAUGCAGAUGCCGCUCGCGCUAUCGUUAUGGCCGAGUCCGAUACCGUACCCUCAUCUGUCAAGGUUGAGUAUGCUAAUAUCACCGAUGUGCCUUCGGCAAGAAAAGGCCUGCUCAAGAGCAGAGAAGACGCUCUGGCUUUGAUUGGAGGCACCGUCAGCCUCGACAGUUCGGCCGAUCUAAACACGCCCCUCCUCGCCAUGGUCACAGUCGACGACCAAAACACUCGUCGCUUCAACCUGUUUUCCCUGCCGUCAAGAUCCAAGGAUAUGAUUACUAGCGCCCACCAAGGUCUCCGCUACCUUUUCAGCUACGAGCUGCCUGCCACUCCUUCUUCCGACAAGGCCACCUUCUCUCUGCAGUCGUCGGCUGGCAAGUUGCAUCAACUGCUUUCCGGCAUCAUCACCACAUAUGAUCUCUCAGGAACUGUUCCUCGCGUUCUUUCUGUUCUUACUCCUCAUACCCAGUCGCAUCAAUCUUUUGUUCGCAUCUCGGCUGCACUGGUCCUUGCUGCUGAAUCCACCUCGUGCGCCAUCUAUGAUACCAAGUACAACUCUUUGCAGGCUGCUUUGUCCCUCGAGUCUGACCCUCUUGAAAAGGCUGGUGACAAGAGAAAGAGAACCGAUGGCGCCACAGAAGGCUCUCUUAACUUUGUCACUUUCUUCUCAGACCUUGGUAUGGCUGUUGCAAUCUCUGGAAACGCGCUCGUCGGCCUGCAGAUCAACUUGUCCGCAACCGCGUACAAGAAGUCCAAAGCUAACACCAGUCUUCUGAUCAACUCUCUUGGUAAAGGAUUCAAGAAGGCUCUCGUUGCUGCCUCGGACUCCGAGGCGUCCUCUCAAGAGUGGGAAAGCUGGAAAGAGACAGUUGACUCACUCGUCGACUCUGAUGUAGCUGCCCUCGAACGUUUCCUUGCAGCCGAACUUGAGCUGUCCUCUACCCCCAAGCAGCAGAAGUCGACUGCCCAAGACUCUGAGGCCCAGGAUAGUGAAGACAACAGGAUGUGGCCUGUGAGAGAUUCUAGAUUCCUUGUCCAGAAGACCGAGAGGCGCAAAGCAGUCUAUCUUCUCAGCAAAAUGUUUGCUUGGAACGACGCCACAAACGAGGACCAGAGCUCGAUUUCUAUGAACUUUUUCGCAGCAAACAUCUUCAGGUGGCUUUCUGUUACUGGCUACAUGUCUGCUAUGGCGGUCGAGAGAGCCUUGCGUGAAACUGGCGCUAUUCAAUCCACUGCCCAGAGGGUCCAUCCUGGUGACAUUAUGAAGGCAGUCAAUGAGCUUGACCCAGAGAUGCAUGUCAUGCACGAGUGGCUGAGCUGGCCUGUAUACCUGGAGAUUGAAGAGGUCAUCGUGGCUCUCGCUUCCCUCGUGAAGUCUCUACAAGGGCCAAGCCCCGCCGCAGUGGCUAAGCUUAUCACUAGCAAGAGCGAAGAGUCUGGCAGCGAGCUUGAAACCACAAUUCAGGCUGAGACUGAUGCCGCCGAAGCCGACCUUGAGUUUGCUCUGUCAGCCCUGGACACUGGUCUCAGUGUUCGCAGUGCUUCGUUCCGCACCGUUUUUACUCGCCUCCAUUCAUUCCCUUCGCGCAGUAUCGUCGAAAGGCUGCGCACUCACCUUGCGCCUCGCGAGGUCGUUUUCUUCAUUCAAAUUCUCCGUAUUGAGCUUGCAGACGGUGGCUGGACGUCUAAGUACACCGAAGACGAGAUUGCCCCCAGGCCCGAAGAUGCAGGAUCACCCAGUGAUCACUCGAUCGCUAUCAUCAGCAACCUUCUUAACUGUGCUAUCGACGCUAUUGGCACGUCUGGGUGGCUCGUAGGACUUAGCGGAGAUCCAGACCUUCAGACAGAUAACAUGCUGGAAACUCUUGUCGCCGAGACCAGUGCUGCCCUUGAGACUUGUAUCGAGGCAUGCAGCUUCGGAGUCUUCUUGAAUGACUUUGAACGCUUCAGCAACACCAUUCACGCUUCGCAGAAACAGACGACGAUCAAGAAGGUUGAUCCCAUCAAGACGCCCGGUUUCGAGGAGACUCCCCUCGCCGUUGAUCCUAUCCUUCCUCUUGGUUACAAGGCUCAAGGACCCGCCAACAAGAUGCGUAUGACAAGCACUGGCCAGGUUGAGAAGAGCAGGGGUCUGCGUGGUAAGGAGCUGUCGAUGCGUGUCGGCAAGUACUCCUUGGACAGAAUUGUUGUCUAG